AUGGACUCCAGGCUCGAGCUAGCCAGCUUCGCGGUAGCUCUUUGUGGCUGGAUUUGUGCCAUCCUGACAAGAAUCCUACCUGUCUGGAUUGUGACCGGAGCUGUAGACAAUUCCACCGACACUCUUUCUUUGUACUGGGACGGAAUAUGGCUAGGUUGGCAGGAACCCAGUUUGGGAGACUUGCACUGCCACUUCUACCAGUCUCUUUUGUCUUUGUCUGGAGGCUUCGGGUCCUGGAAAGUGGUGUUCAACGUGUUGCUUGGAGUAGGAGCUAUCCCGACAGUGCUCUACAUAGUUUGCUUGGCCAGGUUUCCCCAGAUGGUGAGAAUUAAAGCCGCAGCUGGGUUCGGUUUCAUCUUAUCCGGGCUGCUCAUGCUGGUGCUCAUGAGCUGGGUCACUCAUAUCACAAACAGUAAUUUGAAGACACUGAUCACUUUAAAAAAGGACUGGGGUGCAGCGCUGUAUUUCGGAUGGAUUGGAACGGUGUUGUUUAUGGUCGGGGGAGGAGUGCUGGGCACUUGGUGCUGUAACGCAGCUCCACAGGAGCAAGGACAAGCAGGAACAAUACAAGGAGCGGAGCCGGGAGCUGAGGACCCUCUGUUCGCCAUACACAGUGCUGCGUUCAUACCGAGUCCAUACAGGCAGACCACGAGACCCGUGUAAAUAAAGACAACUUUUGAACUUUUGCACUCAGACUUGGGGACAUUGUGAGUUGCUUGGACCUGUUUACGGAAUUUUUUGCACUGAUAAAAAUGACCUUCCUGAUAGUUACAA
Messenger RNA from Trichomycterus rosablanca, 774 nucleotides. RefSeq names its product claudin-4-like. The record is from RefSeq and is a predicted model, not a curated record. NCBI's taxonomy places the organism in Eukaryota, Metazoa, Chordata, Actinopteri, Siluriformes, Trichomycteridae. Gene Ontology annotation, cellular component: bicellular tight junction; plasma membrane. The coding region runs from base 1 to 663 and encodes 220 amino acids. The transcript has a single exon. Gene Ontology annotation, biological process: bicellular tight junction assembly; cell adhesion. Gene Ontology annotation, molecular function: structural molecule activity.